Merops nubicus (carmine bee-eater) is the source of this 1587-nucleotide messenger RNA. It is a transcript of the gene GPR176, whose product is annotated as G protein-coupled receptor 176. The record is from RefSeq and is a predicted model, not a curated record. Gene Ontology annotation, cellular component: plasma membrane. The coding region runs from base 1 to 1587 and encodes 528 amino acids. The transcript is spliced from 3 exons. Gene Ontology annotation, biological process: G protein-coupled receptor signaling pathway. Lineage: Eukaryota; Metazoa; Chordata; Aves; Coraciiformes; Meropidae. Gene Ontology annotation, molecular function: G protein-coupled receptor activity.
AUGGGAUAUGGCAAAAAUUGGAUCUCGAGGAACGAAAGUGAGCACGGGCCGUACCAGGCUGUCACCAGAGCUCUGGAGAUGAGGAAUGCCUCAACUGAGCACAUGGUGUGGCAGGGUGGCAAUGAUAGCGAGGCAGGCGCCCUGGAAAGCGAGGAGCACGGUGAAGAGCAGACCUACAGACAUUUCACCACCACGGUGCAAAUCGUCAUCUUUGUGGGCUCUUUGCUGGGUAACAUCAUCGUGCUGUGGUCCACCUGCAGAACAUCGGUACUUAAAUCUGUCACCAAGCGAUUCAUUAGGAACCUGGCCUGCUCGGGGCUGUGUGCCAGCCUGGUCUGCGUGCCUUUCGACAUCGCGCUCAGUGCCAGCCCACACUGCUGCUGGUGGCUCUAUACGAUGCUCUUCUGCAGAAUCGCCAAGUUUCUGCACAAGGUCUUCUGCUCAGUGACCAUCCUGAGUUUCCCAGUCAUUGCUCUUGACAGGUACUACUCUGUUUUAUACCCUCUGGAAAGAAAAAUAUCUGAUGCAAAAUCCCGAGACCUGGUUAUCUACAUCUGGGCCCAUGCCAUAGUGGCCAGCAUUCCAGUGUUUGCCGUGACCAACGUGUCCGAUAUUUAUGCCAUGUCCACGUGUUCUGAAUCUUGGAGUUACUCCCUUGGCCACCUGAUAUACGUCCUCGUCUAUAACAUCACCACUGUGAUUGUACCCGUGGCUGUGGUGUUUCUCUUCAUGAUUCUUAUCCGCAGGGCACUGAGUGCCAGCCAGAAGAAGAAGGUCAUCAUAGCUGCCUUAAGGACCCCUCAGAAUACAAUUUCCAUCCCCUAUGCCUCGCAGCGGGAAGCUGAGCUGCAUGCCAUGCUGCUUUCCAUGGUCAUGAUAUUCAUUUUCUGCAGCGUCCCCUACGUGACGUUGGUGAUUUACCGCACCAUACUCAACGUUUCCGAUAUUUCGGUCUUCUUGCUCCUCACUGCCUUUUGGUUGCCCAAGGUCUCUUUGCUGGCCAACCCGUUGUUAUUUUUAACUGUGAACAAGUCCGUACGGAAGUGCUUAGUGGGGACGCUAGUCCAGCUGCAUCAAAGGUACAGCAGGAGAAACGUUGUCAGCUUGGGUGGUGUUGCAGAUGAUAAUCUGGAGCCCAGUGUCCGUUCAGGGAGCCAACUUCUGGAGAUGUUUCAUAUCGGGCAACAACAAAUCUUCAAGCCAAUGGAAGAUGAGAAUGAGACCAAAUCCAUUUGCUCUGGUGACUUUCAACAGAAAGAAAUUCCUACCACUGGUGUACAGGUAGGAGAGACUUCAGUUCACACAUUUAUACCACAGACAAUUUCAGACUCUGCCGCUCAGGUGGCACCAGCUGUGCCCACAGAAGCUGAUAUGGUGAAUGACAAGUACUCCACGCAGUUUGGAUUUGGACCCUUUGAGCUGCCUCCACAGUGGCUUUCAGAAAACCGAAACAGUAAGAAGCGACUUCUGCCUCCUUUGGGGAAUACCCCUGAAGAGCUAAUACAGACAAAACAGCCUAAGUGUAAAGCAGAAAGAAAAAUUAGCAGAAACAAUAAAGUCAGUAUCUUUCCCAAGGUGGAUUCUUAG